AUGGAAAAAGACCAAUCCAAAGAGUCGAGAUUGACAGGGCGUCAAGCAUAUGAAGCAAUGGGUGAACCCAAGACUAUUCUUGCACCCAUGGUUGACCACUCUGAACUAGCAUGGAGAAUAUUAUCUCGGAGAUAUGGCGCUCAGUUGUGUUUUACUCCCAUGUUCCAUGCCAGGUUGUUUGUUACAGAUCCAAAAUAUCGGGCGCGGAUGUGGAGCACAAUGGAUGGUGAUUCAAAAGUAGAUAGACCAUUAGUGGUUCAGUUUUGUGCAAAUGAUCCAGAAUACUUAUUGAAAGCAGCAAAAUUGGUUGAAGACAAGUGUGAUGCGAUUGAUUUAAACUUAGGGUGCCCCCAGGGGAUUGCUAGGAAAGGAAACUAUGGAGCAUUUCUUAUGGAGAAAUGGGAUUUGAUUCAUAAGUUGAUAAGAACGUUGCACGACAAUUUAUCUAUUCCUGUAACAGCAAAAAUAAGAAUAUAUGAUGAUUGGGAAAAAUCUUUAGAUUAUGCCAAAAUGGUCUUGGAUGCCGGUGCUCAAUUUAUCACUAUUCACGGUAGGACCAGAGAAAUGAAGGGUCAAGCAACGGGAUUGGCUAAUUGGAAAAUAUUAAAAUAUCUUCGGGAUAAUUUACCAUCUGACCAGGUUUUUUUUGCUAAUGGUAAUAUCUUGUAUCCUAAUGAUUUGCAAAGAUGUGAACGUGAAACCACAUGUGAUGCUGUUAUGUCGGCUGAAGGAAACUUAUAUAAUCCGGGUGUAUUCUGGACUGAGUCCGAAGACAAAGAUAAGCAAUUUGCUCGUGUUGAUGUAAUGCUUCGAGAGUAUUUUGAAAUUGUAAAGCAAUGCGAAGGACAUGCUUCUCGACUGGCAAUGAAGCCUCAUUUUUUUAAGUUGCUACAUGCAUUUUUGAACGUUCACAAGGAACUAAGACCUGAAAUUGGAAAAACCAGCGUUCAUGCUUCUUUUGAUGAGUGGGAAGCAAUUGUGAAAAGAGUAGAGUCGCUUGUGGCCCAGAUUUAUGAACAGCCAGAUAUAGAAGAAUUGGAUGUAAUUGUGGAUGGUCCAAUUGAAAGCUGGGGAGGAUCUUACAAAAAGGUUCCUUAUUGGAGAUGUCAGCCAUAUUUUAGAACUGUUGAUGGUGAGAAGCAAAAUACUAGGCUACUCAAAGUGGCUGGAGAAAAAGAAUUAGUCAAAUCAUCAUCCACUAGCUUAGAAAAUGGCAAGCGAACAAUUGAUGAGGAAUCAGCUGAUCAAGGGAAUGUAAAAAGAAGAGCAGUAAUAGAAGAAAAUAGAGAAGAACAGUAA
Molecule: messenger RNA, 1299 nt
Organism: Spathaspora passalidarum NRRL Y-27907
Lineage: Eukaryota; Fungi; Ascomycota; Pichiomycetes; Serinales; Debaryomycetaceae
Product: tRNA dihydrouridine synthase
Exons: 1
Coding region: 1-1299 (432 amino acids)
Biological process (GO): tRNA processing
Molecular function (GO): tRNA dihydrouridine synthase activity; flavin adenine dinucleotide binding
Source: RefSeq, a predicted model, not a curated record